Molecule: messenger RNA, 880 nt
Organism: Vitis riparia (riverbank grape)
Lineage: Eukaryota; Viridiplantae; Streptophyta; Magnoliopsida; Vitales; Vitaceae
Product: protopine 6-monooxygenase-like
Exons: 2
Coding region: 1-831 (276 amino acids)
Biological process (GO): defense response to other organism
Molecular function (GO): heme binding; monooxygenase activity; iron ion binding
Source: RefSeq, a predicted model, not a curated record
AUGGAUGGAUUCACAAGGGUAUUUGGGUCGAUGAAGCGGGUGGCGAAGGAAGCGGACUCUCUUGUGGGAGGUUGGGUGGAAGAACAUGAGAUGAGGCUCAACAGCGAGGGCAGCAAGAGGCAGGAUUUAAUUGAUGUGAUGCUAUCGGUGCUUGAAGACACUUCCAUGUUUGGCCAUUCAAGGGAAACAGUCAUCAAGGCAACAGUAAUGACUCUCAUGGUGGGAGGCACUGACACUGUGGCUACAACCUCCACAUGGCUUCUGUCUGCAUUAUUAAACAAUAAACAUGCUUUGAAGCGUGCUCAAGAGGAGCUAGAUCUAAAAGUUGGUAGAGGCAGGUGGGUGGAAGAAUCGGAUAUUCCAAACCUGCAUUACCUUCAAGCCGUUAUCAAGGAAACCCUGAGGCUAUACACAGCAGCUCCUCUAUCUGUGCCACACGAAGCCAUGGAAGACUGUCAUGUUGCUGGCUACCACAUUCCAAAAGGCACCCGCUUGUUUGUGAAUGCGUGGAAGUUGCACCGUGACCCAAGUGUCUGGUCCGACCCUGAAGAUUUUCAGCCGGAAAGGUUUCUGACAACCCAUGCGGAUUUAGACGUUUUGGGGCAGCAUUUUGAGCUCAUCCCAUUUGGUUCUGGCAGAAGAUCUUGCCCAGGGAUCACCAUGGCCUUAAAAUUGUUACCCUUGGUGAUUGGUCAGCUGCUUCAAGGGUUUGACUUGUCAACACCAUUGAACGCUCCGGUGGACAUGAGAGAAGGCCUGAGUGUUACCUUGGCUAAGCUGACUCCUCUGGAAGUCAUGCUCACCCCACGCCUUCCUUCUCAAUUCUAUUAGUGUUGGCUGCUGCAUAAACAUCGAUGGAAAAAUAUGUCGAAAGUUAAAC